GUUUCGCACUCGAUUAACGGCAUUCAACGGUGUCUUCUCGUAGUUUGCACUCUCAAUGUUGCGCGGGUAGAGUUUGCUGGUGCAGAAUUCAGAGUGGUUGAGGUUGAGGUAUCAAGUCCGUCUGGGGAGACUGGGGAGAUAUCUGAGGUGGGGAGAGUUGGACGUGGAGAAAAGUGCGCGAUAUGAAUACAUCGAAUUACUUGAAAUUGCCAGCGGCGACGAAGGUUGGGAUCGCCUAGCACUCCUCGACAAUGUUAAAUAUCCCAUGGAACAGAUGCUGCAGCGUAUGCAGUACUAUAAAUUUAUUAUAGUGGCACCGCUUAAAGCUAUUAGCAUCCCAUCCUCAAGAGUGCGUUUUGUUCAAGAGUCUUCAUAUGUGCUGAAACCGGAAUUCACAGUCGACCAGUGGAAGCUCUGCACUUUAAUACCUCUUAAGGAUGCCUGGGACCGGAGUUAUAAUCCCGAUAUGCUGAGUCCAAUGCCCUGUCCUGGAUUGCAGACGUUGGCAGAGCAACACUUAAGGAUCGACUUUCAAUUUGGUGGCGCAGAUCAGUGUGGAAUCUUCGAGUUUGCAGAAAGGUUUCUUCCCCAGCUUGGGUACAAGAAACGUGCGCAUCUGAUGAAUCCAAUGCUUCCAAACCUCGUUGGCGGAAAGAUGUCUUCUUCCCAUCCGCCAGACACCAAGAUCAUGUUUCUCGACGAUCCCGAAGCAGUCACAAGUAAAAUUUGUGCAGCAAACAAAACGUGGAAGAACAGCUCUAUGAAUAGCGUCCUAUCCUCCUUGAGAGAUAUAUUGAUACUAAUCAGCGAACUUCGACUGCGGAGAUUACGAGAGAAAGGAACGGACUAUACACAAGCUAUUAGCGUUGCGAAUUAUCGACGAGCAUUCUAUAGAGAGGAUGCUCCGGUAGGGACUGUGUUUACAAUCGAAGUGGGAGGCGAAUAUCUACUUUAUAAGUCCUACGAAGAAGUCGAACAUGAUUUGACAGAGAACAAACUUCCACCUCAAACCCUAAGCAUAGCUGUGGCUACUACAUUCAAUCAGCUGCUGUAACCCAUCCGCAGCAGGUAUCUGGAGACGGAAGCGUGGCAAGCAGUAGACAAAUUAACCUAUCCUCAGGAUGCUUAGUGUGCUUACAUGAAGAGGAGCUACCUAUGUAA
Molecule: messenger RNA, 1161 nt
Organism: Mollisia scopiformis
Lineage: Eukaryota; Fungi; Ascomycota; Leotiomycetes; Helotiales; Mollisiaceae
Product: Nucleotidylyl transferase
Exons: 2
Coding region: 266-1054 (262 amino acids)
Biological process (GO): tRNA aminoacylation for protein translation
Molecular function (GO): tyrosine-tRNA ligase activity; ATP binding
Source: RefSeq, a predicted model, not a curated record